UGGAGGCUACUACCCAGUAAUGCCAGUGACUCCCCCUGAAACUACUGUUGCACCAACUACAGAAGCACCAACUACAGAAGCACCUUCCACAGCUGCCAAGCUUCCUCCACAGAAUCAACAGCAGCAGCCAUGGAUGCAGCCCUUCUUUGGAGGCUACUACCCAGUAAUGCCAGUGACUCCCCCUGAAACUACUGUUGCACCAACAACAGAAGCACCCACUACUGAAGACCCUUGCACAGAAGCCCCUUCCACAGCUGCCAAGCUUCCUCCACAGAAUCUACAGCAGCAACAGUGGAUGCAUCACUACUUUGGCUAUAAACCACUAAUGCCAGUGACUCCCCCUGAAACUACUGUUGCACCAACUACAGAAGCACCUUCCACAGCUGCCAAGCUUCCUCCACAGAAUCAACAGCAGCAACCGUGGAUGCAGCCCUUCUUUGGAGGCUACAACCCUGUAAUGCCUGUGACUCCCCCUGAAACUACUGUUGCACCAACUACAGAAGCACCUUCCACAGCUGCCAAGCUUCCUCCACAGAAUCAACAGCAGCAACCGUGGAUGCAGCCCUUCUUUGGAGGCUACUACCCAGUAAUGCCAGUGACUCCCCCUGAAACUACUGUUGCACCAACUACAGAAGCACCAACUACAGAAGCACCUUCCACAGCUGCCAAGCUUCCUCCACAGAAUCAACAGCAGCAACCGUGGAUGCAGCCCUUCUUUGGAGGCUAUAAACCAGUAAUGCCAGUGAGUCCCCCUGAAACUACUGUUGCACCAACUACAGAAGCACCUUCCACAGCUGCCAAGCUUCCUCCACAGAAUCAACAGCAGCAACCGUGGAUGCAGCCCUUCUUUGGAGGCUACUACCCAGUAAUGCCAGUGACUCCCCCUGAAACUACUGUUGCACCAACUACAGAAGCACCAACUACAGAAGCACCUUCCACAGCUGCCAAGUUUCCUCCACUGAAUCAACAGCAGCAACUGUGGCUGCGUCACUACUUUGGAGGCACCCCUGUAAUGCCUGGCUCUCCUUGAAACUACUCUUGCACAAACUACAGAUAUACAGAACUUUUAUUUUCCAUCUUGUAAGUCUGUUAAUUCCUGUUAUUUAAUGCCUAUAUUAAAAUAUCUACUUGGGA
This is a messenger RNA of Sardina pilchardus (European sardine), 1134 nucleotides long. Its product is annotated as mucin-7-like. Lineage: Eukaryota; Metazoa; Chordata; Actinopteri; Clupeiformes; Clupeidae. The coding region runs from base 20 to 1030 and encodes 336 amino acids. The record is from RefSeq and is a predicted model, not a curated record. The transcript has 2 exons.